UGUCUCCCUGUCUCCCUCUGUGUCUCCCUGUCUCACCACGUGUCUCCCUGUCUCCCCACGUGUCUCACACGGGGACUGUCUCCCUGUCUCCCUGCGUCUCCCGAAUCUCCCGUGUCUCAACGAGGCUCCACGCCGUGUCUCCACGCCGUGUCUCCACCCCGUGUCUCCACCACCACCACCACCAUGAGUGACGAGCUGAUGAGCGGCUGGCUACGCAAAUCUCCCUCCGAGAAGACGCUCUGCCGUGCCUGGAAGCGGCGGUGGUUCGUGCUGAAGAGCGGCCGCCUGACGGGCGACUCGGACCGACUCGAGUACUUCAAGGGGCCCCGCGCCCGCUGCCCGCUGCGCUGCAUCCCCCUCCGGCAGUGCUCGGCGCUCGCGUGGGACCCCCAGCGGGCCCCCCGCGAGGGCCAACGCCGACCGGGAGCGGGGGGGGUCCCCGCCGUCUCUGCCGCGUCCCAGGCGAGUCCGGUGUCUAUUAUACAGGUGACAAGCUGA
Messenger RNA from Petromyzon marinus (sea lamprey), 498 nucleotides. Lineage: Eukaryota; Metazoa; Chordata; Hyperoartia; Petromyzontiformes; Petromyzontidae. The record is from RefSeq and is a predicted model, not a curated record.